This is a messenger RNA of Meleagris gallopavo (turkey), 1899 nucleotides long. The record is from RefSeq and is a predicted model, not a curated record. NCBI's taxonomy places the organism in Eukaryota, Metazoa, Chordata, Aves, Galliformes, Phasianidae.
GGGGCAAGGCUGGGAUUUGCGGAGAAGGUUCAAGGCCAUGAAGGGGGAUCCACGUGAGGUCCCCCCCAUGGCCUGCUGCGGGCAGGGGGUGCUGGCCCGAGGCCGGCCCUUGUGGGAUCGGAGGGAUGGGUGGGGAGCAGCAGGAAGGCGGCAGGGCUGCAGCAGGACGGGGAUGCAAACACCCAUCCGCACUGCAGCUGGGGAGCGAGCGAGCGGAAGGACGAGCGCCCGUGCUGGGGGCCAACCGGCAGCUUUUGUCUCCACAGCUCCUGCUGCCCUUCACCAUGUGCCAGCUGGCGGCCGUGGAGGAGAGGGCCGUGGCGUGCAUUGGCAGGCUGCUCGCCUUCACCAACACCUGCUCCUUGCCAGAGCUGUGCUCCUGCUUCAUGGGAACCGCCGUCUUCCAGCACAGGUGCCAGGAGAACCAACGCUUCCCUGUGCUGGGGAAGCUGGCCGGGCACCUCAUCCUCUCCUGCACCUCCACGAAUGAGAGGACCAGAGACGAGGCGAUGAAGGCUGUCCAUCAGCUUUUCACCUUCAUCACCACCCCAAGACUGUCGCUGGAGCAGAAGGAGCCCAAGGUGCCACAGCUCUGGGAGAGACAGCUUGCUUUGCUCCACCAGGAGCCUUCUCAUGAGAAGAGAGCCACUACUAUCUUUCAGGUCCUUAUGAAAUACCUCCUGCACCCAGAAACGGUCAACGUCUUACUCACGACCAUCGAGAGCAUGACAGUGCCGAGCCUCCACAGCACCGGGCUGGCUGCCCACAUGGUGGACAUGCUCACGGCAGAGGCUCGCUUCCCUCCACGGCAGGUGCGAAAGAUCAUGAAGACCAUCUACAACAGCCUGCCUUCCAUCAGAGACAAGGCAGCUCUCAAGAGCCUGGGCAGGGCCCUGCUCGUGCUGACCAGCAAAUUCCCCAAGGAGAUGGUUAGCAGCCUGCUGGUCUGCUCCCCCACCUGCACCAGGUACAGGGCCCACAGCCCUUGGGGCUCCUCUCCCUUCCCUUCCCCACCCCACGGCUGUCAGCCAGGCGAGGGCAGCCACGCUGACAGCCCUGGGGACCUGCAGGGUCGCUGUCACCAUGUGGAGGGAAAUGCUCUCGGAGCCCCCGGCUGUGGAGAAGGCGCUGCAGGAGCUGCUCCGAGUGCUGAUAAACCAUUCUCAGCAGCAGUCAUCACCGUUCAUCAAGGACUGGCCACGCGUCCUUGCCCUGGCCGCAGCAAGGAUCCUACCGGAGAUACUCCAGCUGCCUCUGGUCUUGAAGGAGGCCCAGGCCAUCUUCCCAAAGCUCUUCCUGGCCCUCCUCCUGCAAGUGUCCUUCACCACCGAGCUGACACAGCAGGAGGUGGAGAUCUUCUGCGAGGAGCACCAGCAGCACCAGCUCACUCCCAUCAGGUCCGCGGUGCAGGCCUUGAAGGUGCUGCUCUGCAGCGUGGGCCUCCAGAGGCAGAUGGAGGCCAUCCAGGAGCAGGGUGGCUGGGACGCGCUUCUCAGCACCGUCACCCACCUCCAGGGCGUGCAGGUGGUGGCCAGGGCCAUGAGGGAACAGACAACAAAGUCUGCUCACCUUACUAAAGCAACUUGUCAUAAAAGCAUCAUUUUACUGCAGAGAACUGCAGAGGAAAGCUGCCGUAAGAAGUAAGGACUCCAAUUACAUUACUAUCAAUAUUUUAGGUCUGAAAGACAGAUGUGGGAGCUCUUCAACCUUCCUACAAAUGAACGCCACCAUUUAAAAUGCACUGUCAAUACUGCAAUAUCCCUUCUAAAUAACAACAGCAGAACUGUUUGAUCUCUAACAUAGAUUUAUAUAUACAGACAGGACUUGGGAUAAAAUACUUUUUAAAUUCAAGUCAAUGUCAGUUCAGAAGCACAGUUUCAUUACUUCAAUAAAAGCAGU